Molecule: messenger RNA, 1015 nt
Organism: Gallus gallus (chicken)
Lineage: Eukaryota; Metazoa; Chordata; Aves; Galliformes; Phasianidae
Exons: 2
Coding region: 407-1015 (202 amino acids)
Source: RefSeq, a predicted model, not a curated record
ACAGGCAGUGAAAUUAUAUGGCUUCAGCACAUGUCUUGGUGCAUGGUCAAGGACCGUUGGUGACUGCAAGGCCACACUGUCUGCUCGUUCUGGACCAUGAGGAAAGCAGCAGUAGCUGGGAGGUCCCUUCUCAAAGAGCCCUGGUGCUCCUCCAGGCCGAACAUGCCCAGCUCCCUCGGCCUGUCUUCACAGAAGAGCUGCUCCAGGCCCCCGAGCAUCCUGGCUUCCCUGUGAUAACAGCCACAAGUUGUAUUCCAGUAAUCACUACAGCUCAAAAGCAGACAGGAGUUCCUCCAGGGGAAACACUGCGAGGAAGCAGCGACUCCCUAAACCUCAGGUCAGCAGCAUCCUUUCUCAUGGAAACGAAGCAAGCUCUGUGUUUCGCUUUUCCUGCCCAGCCCUCGCUAUGGAGGGCAGCGAUCCGGUCGCUGUAACUCAUUCCUUUGAGGCCCCCAGCGGCGGUCCGGCACUGCCCCCUGGCGGCGGCGUUGUGCAGCGCAGGAGGCAGAGAGGCGCCCCGGGAACGCGCCCUGCCGGGGCCUUAAAGGGCUGCCCUCACGGGAAGGCCAUCCCAACAGACAGUGAGCGCUUCUCCACGCGCGGCCUGCUCUUUCAGUCACGCUCGGACUGCCUGAUGUCUGCGGUUCCGCGCGGUCCGCACCCGCGUUUAAGUAAAGCUCCUCACUCUUCUCCCGCAUCCCUCAGCUCUCCCCUUCAAGGGCACCUUGUGCUCCCUGCCCGCGCAGCCCGAGGACGCGGCCUUUCCCCGCCGCUGAGGAACGCGGCUCCUCACAGCUCCCGCAGCGCGGCUUCCCGCCGCCCGCGCGCGCACUCACCGCACCACCACGAGCCCGGGCCGCGCGGGGGAAGGAGAGACUCGGCUAUCGGCCCGCCGAUUCGACACAAAGCCUCGCCCGCUCUUCGCGGCGAAUCAGCGGGCGCGGACUCGCCGAUAGCUUUACCUCAUGAGCCCCGAGGCGGCGCGACAGGAAGAGCAUCAGAAGGGCGCGCCUGA